CAGAGGGGCUUCAUUUUAGCAACAGCAGUGGGUCCCCUUCGCGGUGCGUUGAGGGCACCUCCGUUUUUUUGAGUGUUCUUCGCGCAUCGCAGCUAGACUUAGUUCCUUUCUUGUAUCAGCCGCUCUCUCCUUUAAGUCCCGUUCGGCACGUCCCGCAGAUGGGAGUGUGUGUGUGUCUCACCGGUUAAUAAUUGACAUGCAUGCCUGGACUCCAGUGUAAAAAAUGAGAAAAUUGCCACAAUAACGUGGUCAUAAAGUCCAAGGAGGGAGUUGGCGUUCAGGGUAAACCUGGGCAGAGAUUGGUAGUCACAGCCAGAACUUGUGACGUGGUUUACGGCAUUUGGGGCUGGGGGGGGAAAGAGCGCAGGAGGCAGGCGUUUAAAAAGGACAGAGUUGUGUUCAUGUCUUGUAGACUACGCUUCAAUUUGGCGGCUGUCCAGCAAGAUACCUGUGAAUGUGUCCUUGUUUUUGCCGCUUUUUAUGACUUGUACGGAAUGUAUUGUACUCUGGAGCUCCAGUGGUGAUUGGACUUUCAGCACUGAAUGAAUUGACACUUAAGCAAGCACCGGAGCAUACACUUGAUGGACACUACUCACCUGGGGGGGAUGACGCUUCGGAAAUAACUGACUUGUUUCUCGGGAAUAUUACAUUUUUUAAGUUGUUUUUAACCUCAUCUGACUGUUUCCUGACUGCUUAAACAUGGCACUUUAUGUGGAAGGUCUGAGGAAAGGAGCGCUCAACGGAGGGAUGUCUCAGUUCCAAGAAAUGAUGCGGCAACAGCUGGAGAGUUCCAUGCACGCUGAGAUGCAGAAACUGUUGGACACGGCCCCAGGCGCUGACAGAGAGGCAUGCAAGAAGGACUUUGAGGGCUUCAAGAGUCUUUUUCACAGAUUUCUGCAGGUGAAGGGGCCUUCAGUGGAGUGGAUCAAAAUACAACGACCGCCCGAGGACUCGAUCCAACCCUAUGACAAGAUCGCGGCACGGGGCCUUCCAGAUGGCGUUGCUGACAGCCUGAACAAACUUGUGGUGGUGAAACUGAACGGAGGUCUCGGUACCAGCAUGGGCUGUAAAGGCCCCAAGAGCCUGAUCAGCGUCCGCAAUGAGAACACCUUCCUGGACCUGACGGUGCAGCAGAUUGAGCACCUGAACAAGAUGUACAACACGGACGUCCCUCUGGUCCUCAUGAACUCCUUCAACACGGACGAGGACACCAAGAAGAUCCUGCAGAAGUACACACACCACCGUGUAAAAAUACACACCUUCAACCAGAGCAGGUAUCCUCGCAUCAACAAAGAGUCCCUCCUGCCCGUGUCCACUAGCCUGAGCAUGACGGGCCAGAACGCCGAGGGCUGGUACCCACCGGGUCACGGCGACAUCUAUGCCAGCUUUUACAACUCGGGCCUACUGGACCAGCUGAUCUCUCAGGGCAAGGAGUACAUCUUUGUGUCCAACAUCGACAACCUGGGCGCCACCGUCGACCUGCACAUCCUCAACCAUCUGGUCGGACAGCCCAACGGGAAGCGCUGCGAAUUUGUCAUGGAGGUCACGGACAAGACACGAGCAGAUGUCAAGGGAGGCACCCUGAUCCAGUAUGAGGGCAAACUGCGCCUCCUGGAGAUUGCCCAGGUCCCCAAAGCGCACGUGGACGAGUUCAAGUCUGUGUCCAAGUUCAAGAUCUUCAACACCAACAACCUGUGGAUCUCGCUGCCCGCCAUCAAGAGGCUGCAGGAGCAGAAGGCCAUGGACAUGGAGAUCAUUGUCAACCCCAAGACACUGGAUGGCGGGCAAAAUGUCAUCCAGUUGGAGACGGCGGUAGGCGCCGCCAUCAAGUGCUUUGAUAACGCCAUGGGCAUCAACGUGCCGCGGAGCCGCUUCCUCCCCGUCAAGACCACCUCGGACCUGCUGCUGGUCAUGUCUAACCUGUACAGCCUGGACGCCGGCUCGCUCACCAUGAGCCCCAAGCGGGAGUUCCCUACCACGCCACAUGUCAAACUAGGCAGCUCCUUCACCAAGGUCCAGGAGUACCUGACCCGCUUUGAGAGCAUCCCAGACAUGCUGGAGCUCGACCACCUGACCGUGUCUGGGGAUGUCACUUUUGGGAAGAACGUUUCACUCAAGGGUACCGUCAUCAUCAUCGCCAACCACGGCGAUCGCAUUGAUAUCCCCGCUGGCUCCAUGCUGGAGAAUAAGAUCGUGUCCGGCAACCUGCGCAUCCUGGAUCACUGAGGCCUUUUAAACCCCGCCCCACCCACUUCAUCCCAAUCAUGUGACCUGAUUUUUUUGUUAUUGUCAGUUUCUUGUUUCCCAGUCAGAUGGUUAGAGUGUGACUGUACACAGAGCAGGGACAGACUGCCCCCUGCAGGCCGUACACAUCACUACUGAUAAUCGUCUUUGAGGGUCCUACCGUCUCACAUCCCGGUCAUUUAUUUCAAACAGAAACUUCACUGGCUGAGUCCAACAUUUACUGAACCUGAUUUGGAAAUCAUGCCAUUGUGUAAAGUCACAUUAUGUGCAUGAAUGGCCUUCCACAUGUUAAUCAAUACUGAAAUCUACUGCUAUGAAGACGUAUCAUUGUAACGCUAACCUCAUGUAGUGAUUAAAUGUAACAUGACCCAUAAAGGCUUGAAAAAAGUAGGAAUAUUUGGUUUAUAUUCUAAUUAUUUUAAAUAUAAUCACACACUUACCUAGAGUUCAAAUGCUGAAAUGUGAAGUUUGUAUGCAGAACUAGUCUCCAGACUUCCAUUCCACUGAAGUAACCCUGUUGGAAAAAGAAAAAAAACAUCAACUGUGAUGUCACCUCAAACAUGAAGGCCUUCUACUUGUCGUUGUGUCUUCAUAUCAGAACUUGUGCAUUAUUUUUUUUUUGGUUUGCUUUUUUUGCUCAUUCAUAUUUUAUGAAACCAUGCGCCUCCUUUAUGUUGUGUUGCCAGGGGAUGCCAAACACACACACACACACACACACACACGUAGAGGAUACAUCUUUACACAAAGUGCAACAUGUGAAGUGUCCAAAAGUUGAAUGGCAAGACUGUAUCAGAUCAGGAAGUGUUGACGUUUGACUGUGAGGAUGUCUGAUUAAAGUGCAAUAUGAUACACUCAA
Messenger RNA from Doryrhamphus excisus (bluestripe pipefish), 3100 nucleotides. RefSeq names its product UDP-glucose pyrophosphorylase 2b (gene ugp2b). Gene Ontology annotation, biological process: UDP-alpha-D-glucose metabolic process. The record is from RefSeq and is a predicted model, not a curated record. NCBI's taxonomy places the organism in Eukaryota, Metazoa, Chordata, Actinopteri, Syngnathiformes, Syngnathidae. Gene Ontology annotation, molecular function: UTP:glucose-1-phosphate uridylyltransferase activity.